GGAGAGCAGUCCUCCAUUAGGACUGAGCACCUCAUCCAGCCCCACUUUGUGAUUCAGUGGAGCUUACGCAGAGAAACGAAUCAAGAUGGUUGCCUCUAAGAAGUCGAAGAAGUCCUCGGACAACAUUAACUCUCGUCUGCAGCUUGUGAUGCGCUCCGGUAAGGUCGCUCUGGGCUACAAGCAGACCCUCAAGAACCUGCGCAGCGGCAAGGCCAAGCUCGUGAUCAUGGCCUCGAACACGCCCCCGCUCCGCAAGUCGGAGGUCGAGUACUACUCGAUGCUUGCCAAGACUGGCGUGCACCACUUCUCGGGCACCAACAACGACCUCGGUACGGCUUGCGGCAAGUACUUCCGCGUGUCGUGCAUGUGCAUCCUUGACGCCGGUGACUCCGACAUUCUGCGUGCCAUGCCCUCGGAGAACUAGAUGCUUUUAGCCUAGUACUUCGACUUAAAGCUGACGCAGAAUAACAUUCUUUUGAGGCUCCCACCA
Messenger RNA from Phytophthora nicotianae INRA-310, 490 nucleotides. Its product is annotated as 60S ribosomal protein L30. The record is from RefSeq and is a predicted model, not a curated record. The transcript is spliced from 2 exons. Lineage: Eukaryota; Oomycota; Peronosporomycetes; Peronosporales; Peronosporaceae. Gene Ontology annotation, molecular function: structural constituent of ribosome; RNA binding. Gene Ontology annotation, cellular component: cytosolic large ribosomal subunit. Bases 86 to 424 code for a protein of 112 amino acids.